GUCGGUGGCGGUGGCGGUGGCAAAGUACUAGACACCGUCAACGAAACUGUCGACACGAUCCCACCGAUCAAGGAAGAACAACACCAGCCAGGGGAGCAAGUGAUUUCCAGCGAGGAAUCGACAACAAAGCAACCGAAAAAUCGGCUUUCGCACACCAACGAAUCUCAACGAAACGUAACUAGAGGAGGAAGCGGCUCGCGCGCGGCUGCAUCCUCACUCAGCUCCGGCAACACGCUUCUCAACCGUCGAGUUGCUAGUAAGCGAUCGUCCAGGAGAUGCAACGCGAACGCGCGUAGGAACGCGAUGACGAUGGAUCUCCAGAGACUGAUCACUGAGGUGCACGCUAGGCCCGCGAUCUGGGACCAGAAGAACGUCAACUAUCACAAUCGCGAUGUCAUUCUAAAGAUGUGGCGAGAGAUCGCGAGGGCUUGCGAGGUCUCCACGGACGUCGCAAAAUCAAAAUGGAAGCACUUACGAGACAAUUUCCGCAACGAAUUAAAGAAAACUUAUAGAGGAAAAUGCGAUGGUGGCGCUAAUGAACAUGACUCAAAAUGGGUUUGGUUCAAGAGCCUGUUCUUCCUGCGAGAUCAAAUGAAUUCAAGAGUAAUCGGGUGCACUCUUUCGCAAAAUUGCUCGGCGGCCCUUCGAUCGUCGCCAGAAGAAACGCAAAUCGAACCUCAGAUCGAUAUUUUAGAAGGACACGAGGAAACUCAAUUUGACGAUUUAGAUGGUGAUUCUUGUCAAUCUUUACUCUCGAACGACGAUGGUCUUCAUCAAGUUAUGCCACCGCCUAAGAUGAGUAAGAUGAGUAAGAUCGGAAAAAGAUUCGAAUCUCUGCAAAAGAGACUAAGGGUCUCGCAAGAAGAAGAAGGAGACGAUACUUAUCAUUUUUUGAUGAGUGUUCGAAAUCCUCUCAAAAGCUUACCGCUCGAUAGACAAAUGUUUAUUAGGUUGAAGAUUCAAGAACUCGUCUACAAUGAAAUCAAUUUACAAAAUCAACAGAAUCAAACGUACGAAGUCUCACAAGACGUAAAACCUCCAAGAACAAGAAAUGCUAGCGGAACAGCUGGAAUCGGAGUCGGACUAGGAGGUGGCGACGUUGGUCUCGCCGCACCCGUUGCAGUUGCCGAUACAAAUGGUGGCAGCAGUGGUGGUAGUGGUGUUGGUGGUGGUGGUGGUGUUGUUGGUGGUGGUGUUGGUGGUGGUGGCGGCGAUAUUGCUGCUGGAUGCGUUGGAGGUGGAUUAGGGGGAGGACAAACCGUUAACAACAUGUCUAACCACCCUGCAUCGUUACUUCACAAUUGCACGACAGAGGGCUCCAGCAACAAUGCCUUUUUCGGUUAAUAUAAUUUACAUUUUAAAAUUCUGUGCAAACGGACGUAGACAAGAUCGAGCCACCGUCACCUGUACCGUCCCCGGCAGCUAGCUCUGCUCCGGCGUUUCAACCGAUCAUCCUUGAAACCGAGGGCUCGUACGCCAGAAGAAUUUCCACCUCCGCAUC
Messenger RNA from Bombus impatiens (common eastern bumble bee), 1501 nucleotides. RefSeq lists its product as uncharacterized. The annotation marks the transcript as partial. Lineage: Eukaryota; Metazoa; Arthropoda; Insecta; Hymenoptera; Apidae. The transcript is spliced from 3 exons. Gene Ontology annotation, cellular component: transcription regulator complex; nucleus. Gene Ontology annotation, molecular function: DNA binding. The record is from RefSeq and is a predicted model, not a curated record. Gene Ontology annotation, biological process: regulation of transcription by RNA polymerase II.